Cercospora beticola is the source of this 495-nucleotide messenger RNA. RefSeq lists its product as uncharacterized. NCBI's taxonomy places the organism in Eukaryota, Fungi, Ascomycota, Dothideomycetes, Mycosphaerellales, Mycosphaerellaceae. The record is from RefSeq and is a predicted model, not a curated record.
AUGCCUCUCAAAGCCCUCGCCAUCCCCCUCCCCAUCACCCCGGAAGUCAUUCAAUCCCACCCCGCACCCCAAUUCUACGCCAUCUACGGCCGCAAAUUCCCCACCACGGACUCCCAAUGGGCAACCCAAAACUUCGAAGAAUUCUACUCCUCAGACUGCAAAACCAUUCUUCCCAACAGUAAAAUCCUCACCGACGGCCAAGCCGGAUGGGAUUUUUUCCGACGUCUCUAUUCCACUUUUCCGAAAGUCGAACGAGAACUUCGAAGCGGAAUUUUGGUUUCUGAUGACGAGGUUGAAGGGAAAUAUGAGAUUCAUGUGGAAUUUGUCACGAAAUUGCAUACGGCUGAGAAGGGUGUAGUGGAAUUACCGCAGAGUUUUGUGUAUGUUUUGGGGAAAGCUGAUGAAGGGAAGGGGACUUUGGGGUUACAGAUUCGGGAGUUGAGGAAUUAUUAUGAUUUGAGGACUCUGGAGGAGGCGCUUGGGGAGAAGCUCUGA